AUGUUUCCACAGGAAAAACACGUUAACAUGGUUCACAUUGAAUCCAGGAGAUCCCGGAGAAGAAGUUCUGAGGUUGAAAUCUUCGUGGAUUGUGAGUGUGGCAAAACAGAAUUUAAUGAGCUCAUUCAGUUGCUGAAAUUUCAAGCCACCAUUGUCACACUGAGCCCUCCAGAGAACAUUUGGACAGAGGAAGAAGAGCUGGAGGACGUGCCUUGGUUCCCCCGGAAGAUCUCUGAGCUGGACAAAUGCUCUCAGAGAGUUCUCAUGUAUGGCACUGAGCUUGAUGCUGACCACCCAGGAUUUAAGGACAGUAUCUAUCGACAGAGGAGGAAGUAUUUUGUGGAUGUGGCCAUGAGCUAUAAAUACGGUCAGCCCAUUCCCAGGGUGGAGUACACGGAAGAAGAAACAAAAACUUGGGGCGUUGUAUUCCGAGAGCUCUCCAAACUCUACCCCACUCAUGCUUGCAGAGAGUAUUUGAAAAACUUGCCCCUGCUGAUGAAAUACUGCGGCUACAGGGAGGACAAUGUGCCUCAGCUUGAAGACGUGGCUGUGUUCCUGAAAGAACGCUCUGGCUUCACAGUGAGGCCCGUCGCUGGCUACCUGAGCCCGAGGGACUUUCUGGCAGGACUGGCCUACCGAGUGUUCCACUGCACACAGUACAUCCGGCAUGGCUCGGACCCCCUCUACACCCCAGAACCAGACACAUGCCACGAACUCCUGGGACACGUGCCACUCCUUGCGGAUCCCAAGUUUGCUCAGUUCUCACAGGAGAUAGGUCUGGCAUCUCUGGGGGCAUCAGAUGAAGAUGUUCAGAAGCUUGCCACGUGCUAUUUCUUCACAAUCGAGUUUGGCCUUUGUAAGCAAGAAGGGCAGCUACGGGCCUAUGGAGCAGGACUCCUUUCUUCCAUUGGAGAAUUAAAGCAUGCACUUUCUGACAAAGCAUGUGUGAAAGCCUUUGACCCGAAGACAACCUGCUUACAGGAAUGUCUUAUCACCACCUUCCAGGAAGCCUACUUUGUUUCAGAAAGUUUUGAAGAAGCCAAAGAAAAGAUGAGAGAUUUUGCGAAGUCAAUCACCCGUCCCUUCUCAGUCUACUUCAAUCCCUACACACAGAGCAUUGAAAUCUUGAAAGACACCAGAAGUAUUGAAAACGUGGUGCAGGACCUCCGUAGUGAUCUGAACACAGUGUGUGAUGCCUUAAACAAAAUGAACCAGUAUCUGGGGAUUUGAUGCCUGGAACCAGCAUUGUUGCCUGUGUGGUCUUUUGGGGCUCAGCAGCACUUUCACCAAUGUGAUGUGACACCAGUAACUUUCUGUGUCAUGGCUUGGCUAGUAAGCAUGCACCUCUGUAUAUCUGUACCUACUUGUGACUUUCUGUGUUAAUGUAUGGAAUGCCAUUAGGAAACCAAGGGCAGAUAAUUCCUCAUUGUUUGAAAGAUUAUAAUACGUUUAAAUGUUUAAGCCUAUUUGACAUUGCUGCUUAGUGUCCUUACUUGAACUGUUUUCUUAAAAUUUGUAACAAGUAGCAUGCUUAUGAUUCAAGCCUGUGACCUUUUGUUCUUCGGAACUUAGCUUUUCCUUUGUGUCUGUUAGAUAAAAUGAAAACGCAGGGCAGCAGUUUCUAGUUUCAAUAGUGCCAGUAUUUUCACCACAUGAUUUGAGAUAGAGCCAGAGUUGUAGGAUACUUUCUAUCACAAUAGUAAUUGAUUCAGUAUUCUAAUUCAAAAACUUGAGGCAACAGUAUUAGGUAUGCUCUUGGAUGAGUAUUUAUACAAUGCAAGAGAAAAUUUUCUGAACAUUUUACAAACAGGGUAGGUAGGUUGCAUUGACCUUGUGAAAAAUGAGCUGUGGUGAGCUUCUUCAAGUCCUUUGGAAGCCAAUACUUGU
Messenger RNA from Octodon degus (degu), 1887 nucleotides. It is a transcript of the gene Tph2, whose product is annotated as tryptophan hydroxylase 2. Lineage: Eukaryota; Metazoa; Chordata; Mammalia; Rodentia; Octodontidae. The record is from RefSeq and is a predicted model, not a curated record. The coding region runs from base 1 to 1230 and encodes 409 amino acids. Gene Ontology annotation, molecular function: tryptophan 5-monooxygenase activity; iron ion binding. Gene Ontology annotation, biological process: serotonin biosynthetic process; aromatic amino acid metabolic process. Gene Ontology annotation, cellular component: neuron projection. The transcript is spliced from 9 exons.